GUGUGGCAAAGGACAUGAUUGACAGCGCGGCAAGAGGUGUGGCAAAUUAUGUGAUUGUCCGCGAGGCAGGGGGCGUGGCCAAUAUUUUGCAUGCAGCAAGGGGCGAACUAAAGUCCCGACGAACCGGAAGGUGUGUCAGGUCGAGUGGAAGUGGAGAGCAGACUCUUGUUGCUAUGAGAGUGAAUGAUUCAGCAGCAUGGACGGUGCAGUGUCUAAUGUAGAGAUCUGCAACCUGGCCUACACAGGGGACUUGGAGCAGCUUAAAGCACUUAUCCUGUCAGACAAGCGCCUAGCUACAAAAACUGACCAAGAUAACAGGACGGCAUUACAUUGGUCAUGUUCAGCUGGGCACAAGGACAUUGUAGACUUUCUGUUAAGUCUUGGAGUACCAGUAGAUCCUAAAGAUGAUGUCAGCUGGACUCCCCUACACAUUGCUGCAUCGGCAGGUCGAGAGGAAAUAGUGAAAGCGCUGAUUGGUAAAGGAGCACAGGUCAAUGCUAUCAAUCAGAAUGGUUGUUCACCACUGCACUAUGCUGCUUCUCGAAACCGAUAUGAGAUUGCUUGCAUGUUGUUAGAGAAUGGAGCAGACCCUAAUGUUACAGACAAUAUCCACUCCACUCCCUUGCAUAGAGCUUCAGCAAAAGGAAACUUUCGCCUUGUACAGCUGUUGCUGAAGCAUAAUGCCUCUACGAACCUCCAGGAUUUGGAGGGAAACACACCACUGCACUUGGCAUGUGAUGAAGAACGGGCUGAGGAAGCCAAGCUUCUGGUGGAGAAUGGAGCAAGCAUUUACAUUGAGAACAAGGAGGAAAAGACACCUCUACAAAUGGCUAAAGGUGGUCUUGGCUUACAGCUGAGGAGAAUGAUAGAAGGUUGAAAAUGGAAAAUGAAAAUUCUUUAUGACACCAGUCCAAACUGUGGUGUUUUCCUCAAAACAUGGAAUAAGAGCAAGGCGAGGAACCUAAUGUCUGAAUGCUUGUAUUGGUUGUGUACUACAUGCUAUCUCUCCAAGUAUGAGCACCACACAAGUUGUGUUACUUACAACUCAUGAAUUAUUUGGACUUGUACCUGAAGGAAAGUCUUUUUACCACAGUCUCGAUAUAAUUUUCUUUGAUCUUAACAGCUCUGCGAACAUGAAACAAAGUGUGUACCUUCAAGUGACUUGUCAAAACAGUGAUAGCAGCACUGAUCACAGAAUAAAUUCUCUUUCCCAUUUUUCAGUGCAGUGUCAAAACUGUUCAUUGAUAAAGAACAUCAAAGACCAAACUUGCAGCAGUGUGAGGUAGUCACUGUAACUAACAGUUGGAUUGGGUUUAGAUUUGAAAGAUGUCACUGGUAAACCAGAGAUGUGAAACUAUAAAAAUAGGAGUGUGUUCAGUAAUGUGUAACUUCACUAACAUAUUCUGUUGGAUAUGUUUUGAAAACAACUUGUGAUAUUGACUUGAAAUUUCUGAGGAUUGUCAUCGAAUGAUUAAUCCUUUCUUCCCCUAGCCCCUCUUGUCUACUUUCCACCCUAGAUUUCUGCUCAGACCAUUAUUCAGUUUGUGUGUAUGUGUUUGUACGUAUUUUCCCCCUUCUCCCCUUAUUCCUCCUUCCCCCCACCACCCCCGUAGGUUCAACAUUUUGAAAUGUCACUGUCGCGUUCGUGUAUCAGCAACAAAACUCUUUUUAAAAAGUCAUUAUCUAGACUCAUUUAUUGGCACAAACAAUAGAUGAAAAUAUUAUAGCAUUAUAUUGAUAAAUUUGGAAUCAUCCUAGGUAGAUGAAGCAGUGGUCUUGUCCUUAUUGUUGGCUAACAUUUAAUUGGGUACAGUCAUCAUUGCCGACUGUGACUAUCCUAACUUCAUUUGAGCCUUUGGGGAGUUGGGGGAGAAGAGAGGAUUAAUAUAUGCGAAGCAGUAAUUUUAACAUUUUAUUUUCAUCACUAAACACACUGUUUAAUGGAGUUAUUGAUUGUCACCUUUUACUGCUGAACCUCUUACUGUUGGAACUACAAAAUAUUUAAAAAAAUGUUCUCUAGUUUUGUUUUUGAUGCUUUCUAAGGAUAACUUCUGAUUCUGUGCAACAUUAAUGUUUGUGUUGAUUUCACAGCUAGAAAUGUCCACUGCAAUACAUUGGUGUAGGAGCUAAUGUUAAAACAAAAAAAUGCUUGUGUAUUUGCUGAGGUAAAUGGACAUUAUCUUUUACCAUAUCAGUUCUGGUUUGGUGAAAGGAGGUUACUGAGGGAACAUUUGAUAUGUAAAUCAAUUAUAAUGUUGAAAUAAGAAGAAAAAUGCUGGAGAUAUUAGUCAGGUUUGGCAGCACUGUGCAGCAGAUCAUACUUAAAAAUGAAAUUUGAUUGAAAGUGCUACUUCUCUUAUAACCUACUGUUCACCAAUAUGAUCUUAGUGUUUACUGAAUAUGGUUCCUGUAAUAAAGAUGUAUACACAA
This is a messenger RNA of Carcharodon carcharias (great white shark), 2430 nucleotides long. It is a transcript of the gene psmd10, whose product is annotated as proteasome 26S subunit, non-ATPase 10. Gene Ontology annotation, molecular function: protein binding. The coding region runs from base 197 to 877 and encodes 226 amino acids. The transcript has 5 exons. The record is from RefSeq and is a predicted model, not a curated record. Lineage: Eukaryota; Metazoa; Chordata; Chondrichthyes; Lamniformes; Lamnidae.